Oldenlandia corymbosa var. corymbosa is the source of this 2749-nucleotide messenger RNA. The record is from the annotation of a GenBank genome assembly. NCBI's taxonomy places the organism in Eukaryota, Viridiplantae, Streptophyta, Magnoliopsida, Gentianales, Rubiaceae.
CUUGAGUAAAAAAAAAAAAGAAAAGAAAAAAAAAUGAAAUCUCUAUCUGCUUAGAGCAAGCCCAAUACUUCGUAAUUGGCAUGAAACAAUUUCCUCCCAUUGGAGAGGUUGAAAGUAAAAAGUCCGUGUAUUCUACUAUUACAAGUAAAAUGUAGGCAAUUAUUUUUUAUAGACAGUAAAAGAAGAAAAAAAGAAAGAAGGGGGAUGUUGUAAUGGUGGACUAUAUAAUACACAAUCUGGUAACUUUCAUUGCAUGGAAAAAAAAAAAAACUUUUUAAUGGAUGGCCAUAAAAUCUGAUGUGAAAUGCAUGAGACCAUUUUUUACUCCAUUUGAAUUGAGUUUGCUCUUAAAACUCUAGAAUCCAACCUAAGAGAGCAAUAAAAAUAACAAUAUAAUUAAUCUCACCACAACCCAAUUUCCAUAUGGCAUUCGGCUAUUGGCCAACCAAAGCAAGCAUGUCAGCCGGAUUCCACUUCCCGAUGCCUAACCAAAAUAUUUCUUCAGACAAACAAACAAAAUAGAAAAAGAACAAAAAUUGAAUAAAUUAAUCUCAAGUUCAGAAAGUGCAGCUCACACUCUCACUGUAUAUAAACCAAUUCAGCCAAUAGUUUUUCUUCCCCUUUCUAUCUCUCUCUCUCCGUCUCUGUAUCGUUGAAAUCAUUCCUCCCGGAGCUCCAUCGCUUCUUUUCCUUCAGCCGGACCAAUAAUUAGGUCUCUAAAGCAUAAUCAUGGCCGGAUAUCGUUGGGUUAGGCCUGAGGUGUAUCCGUUAUUUGCGGCUGUUGGAGUUGCAGUCGGAAUCUGCGGAUUUCAGUUGGUCCGAAACAUUUGCAUCAACCCGGAAGUUAGGUAAUAUUCGUAAUCUUCCCAUCCUUCCUUAUUUUUCCCUGAAAUUAUUUAGUUUUCCUUGGGUUUUAAUGUUGUUUGAGUGUAACGUUUAUAUUGGAUCCAACGAGAAUGACCGUAUUCUCGGAUUUGUCAGUCGUCUGGAAAGAAUUAUUCUUUAGUAUUGACUGUGUAGAGUUGCAAAUCACUAGAUUAAAAGGGCCGAUUCAUUUUCUUACAAGACUUGAUGUUUUGUUCUUUCUUUUAAAGUUUUUUCCUCGUAGCUUUUAAAACUGGAUAAAUUUACUGCGUAAAGUGCACGGAUCCAAGGAAUAUUGAUAGAUUUUUUUCAAUUGAUUUUGUUUUGGAGGAGAAAUUAGGAUGGAAAUUUUACAUUGUUUUGACUGAAAGUUUAGAGUGUCUGUUUAGAAUGAUAACCAACCAAAUGGUUAUUAUGGAUUGGUAACUUCUUGGAAUUUUUCCAAUGCAUUUGUUGAAUUCUGGAUAAAACUAUGAAAUACAAUAAGCCCACUUCUUAUGUCCAAUGGGUGAGGUUAUCAAUUUCCUAUAGGAACUGAUGACAAAGGUUUCAUUAAAUUUUUGUUUGUCUCCCUCAAAACAAGGUAAACUUUCUCUAAAUAAAAAAUUCCAAGCAACUUUUCGUCUUUCAUUGAAUUCAAUUUUUCCCUUUCAAAUCCUUUCCAUACUGCUUCCAGAAGAACACCUUAUAGCAGUAUUUUCUCCAUGACAUAGUCUCUUCUUGGAAAAAGUUUUAUCUCAGCAAUGAAAACAAAGCUUAAUUUUCAUGCAAAAGUUUCCUAAUAAGAUUAAAAUGAUACCAUUCUCCCAUUCUAUAGGUUUGGUUUUUCUAAUGCAUAAAGAAAUAUGGUAAUUAAGUUCUGGCUUGGUAAUGAUAUGGGAGAGUUUGGAUCUGUCUCUACUUUAUCUCAUGUUUCACUUGGGAAAGGAAAAACUCUCCUGUCUCUACUUUAUCUCAUGUUUCACUUGGGAAAGGAAAAUUAGAUUGAACUUCGAUAAAAUUUAUGAAAUGUAAAAGAAAUUCAAUGCUAAAGACACUACUCCCAGGUCGUAGAACUUGUAAGAAACCAAAAUUGUGUCCCUUUAUUCAUCUUCAGUUUUUGUUUUGUUCAUUCCUGGAAUUUAGGGUCAGUGACAUUGGUACUCCGUUUCUUGUUAUCGUUGACUACAGUACUUAUAUUGACAAACACUUUUUACAUUUUAGUAAUGAGUGAGACUCUUCAGUUAUGUGGUUUUGAACCUUUUUACUCUUUGUUCAUUUUGAUUAAUGGUUAGUAUCUAUAAUUGUAUGAUCUCUUUCAGAUUCUUUGCCAUAAACUUUAUCCUUGAUGUGUGCCUACAUAUAUUGGCGUUAGUCAGUGUGGAUUUAUCCAUGGCAAGUAAAAUUAAGUUAGAAAAAUCUUUAUUCUUUCGCCUUUUGUCCAGGGUUACCAAGCAAAAUAGAGCUGCUGGAGUGCUGGAGAAUUUUACCGAGGGAGAAAAAUAUGCUGAGCAUGGCCUGAGAAAAUUUGUCCGAAACAAGAAACCUGAGAUCAUGCCAUCCAUCAACAGUUUCUUCGCCGAUCCACAAAACAAUUAGGUUCACCUAUUGAAACUUUCGAUAGUUAUGGGAUCGGAUCCAAUUCAUUGUCAAACUAAUGUUUGAACAUGUUACUACUGCCUUUGUGUGUCUCUUGCAGCACACAUUCGUGUUGUUAUUUUUCUGUUUAAAACAAUUACAUAAUGUUCUACUACAACAAACAUAUCGGAAACAACUAUUGUCUAUAUUUUAAGUCUCUCUUGUUCACUUCCAUAUGUAUUUGCUUGUCAUUUGAGUAGAGCUAAUGUCAACAGAGCGACGAAAAGGAUUCACUCUGAAUGAAAAAACAGAUUCAGAUUUUAUACGC